AGCACUCCGGCUCGGCUCAGGCGCGCACGUGAUCUGCUCGCGCGAGUCCCACCCGACGCUUGGGAGCCGUCCUUCGCAGGCGCGCGUACUUCUUCCACGGGACGGCUGUCAACGACCUGGCGUGCGUGCGACUGGCGCACACUCGCGAACGGGGAUGUGACCUCAACCGACUCGUCGCACAAUUGCCCGGCAGUGCACGUGCAACUGGUUGUUUGCCUACGCGUCGUGCUGCUGGCAGCCCCCUAGGAUUCGCCUGUGAUCUCCUGCUUGCGUGUCUGUGUGUGCGUGCGCGUGUGAUUCGCCUUGCGGCCAGAGUCUCCGUGCCGUCCGAGUGAAGAUUGAACGCGGCCACUCGUGAAACUCCUCAGCCGGUGUCUUCGAAGGAUUACGCCCGUUGGAGUGACCGGUGGCGAUAUCGUGGGGCCGCUUGGCGGUCGAGAGCCCGUGCGUCGUUCAUGCGGAACGACAAAAAAUGUGGAUUUGCUGCCCGUGACAGAGCAGCGGACUACGCGCCGUCCGUCACCGGGGCACCUUCCUUCUCAUGUUCGACGACUCAUGCGGGUUGCCAGGCGCUGCGAAGAGUUCCCGGCCAAGGACUGCCCUGGACGUCAGCGCUAACACGACAUGGUCACGCCCCCUGCUCCCUAGGACAGCCGCAGUUUGUCUCUACCGGUGCCAUGAGGCUGCGCAGCCGCACGGCGGCGCUCCUGCUGCUGGUGCUGGUGGUGGCGUGCAUCGCCGCCUUCCUGCCGACGCCGGUUGCGGCACGACGAGGCGGUGGCAGCGGUGGCUCCCUCUACAAGACGGCGUACGCGUGCGAGGGCAGCCAGCUGGGCUUCUCGUGCCCCGAGGGCCAGCUCAUCUCGCUCAUCCGCGCAAACUACGGCCGCUUCUCCAUCUCCAUCUGCAACGAGCACGGUACGCUCGACUGGAGCGUCGACUGCAAGUCCAACCGCUCCUACAACGUCAUCCGAGACAGCUGUGGUAUGAGGAGGAAGUGCAGUCUUCCGGCUUCGACCGAUGUCUUUGGUGACCCCUGCCCCGGUACCUUCAAGUACCUCGAAGCGCACUACCAGUGCAUUGCAGAGUCCCCGACGACGCCGUCGAGCACGACGCCGUCUACGACGUCGACCACCACGACGACGUCGCGGCCGCUGAUCAUCAUCCCGGCGACCCAGUUCCAGAGGCCGCCCCCGCUGCUGCCGACGCCGACGUCUCAGCCCCCGUCGACGUGGGAGCCGCCGGGGGAUGCCGGUCGACACCGGGCCCCGUCCUCGACCGGAAGGCCGCCGCUGUCUUCGAUCCCGGAGACGGCUAGCGAAGCGCACAGGGUGGCCAGGCCUUCUGCGAGGCCGGAGGUGCCUGGUGCCGACGAGUUGGCGACGACGACGAACAGCCCUUGGUCGACGACCACGGUGUUCACGUUGCAUCGCGCGCCUCCGUCGCCCAGAACCCAGCCGACCGACGGCUACGACAUCUGGGGCGGCAGCUGGGGUUCGACCACCGAGCGCAGCUUCGACUCGCCGCACCUGGGACGAGGGAGGUUCCAGGACCCGGACAGGGCGAGCGGUGUCCCGUCCUACCUCCACAGGGGCUACUGUCCGCCCAUGCAGUCCAGGAGCAGCUUCUGGAACUGGACACGUGCCGGCGACACGGCCGUCCAGAGGUGCCCCGGGGGCGCCAUAGGUCACGCUAGGUGGCGGUGCCUGCCUGGCAGCCCGCCGUACUGGGAACACGACACUCCCAACCUGAGCGCCUGCUACUCCGCCUGGAUGGAGAACCUCAAGUCGAGGGCCGAGGACGACGACUCGGUGGUGAGCCUGGCCGUGGAGCUGGAGGUGAUCACGCGCACCAAGACGCUUUUGGGCGGUGACAUCGCCCAGACGGCGGGCGUCAUCCAGAGGCUACUGGCGAGGAUGACGCGACGACUGGACGACUUCUCGGACGAGAGACGCCGCUUCCAGGUCGUCAAGGAACUGCUGCAGUCUACGGUGGAGAUCAGCAGCAACCUGCUGGAGGACUACCAGCGCGACUCGUGGCUCGAGCUUCCGCCACGCGAGCGCCGACACGUGGCCGGGGCUCUGCUCCAAGCGCUGGACAACUCGACCUGGCUGCUGGCGGACACCAAGAACGCCGCGUUCCGCUUCUCCAGGGCGCACGGCAACGUCCUGGUGUCGGUGCGGCUGGUGGAGACGUGGGCUGCCUCCGAGAUCCGGUUCCCGGUGCACGAGGACGUCCACGGCACCGUCUGGAUGCGCAUGCAGGACACGCUCGUGUUCCCGCCGCAGGCGCUGCUCGGCAGCGCGCGAAACGGCGUGGUGAAGCUCGUGUUCAUGGCGUACCGCAACAUCGAGGACUUCCUGGGCCCCGACGUGGCCUCGAGCACCGCCGGAGUGGAGGCUACCGAGCGGAUCAUCAACUCGCGCGUCAUCGCCGCCUCGGUGAACAGCAGGCACCUGAUGAAGCUGCACCAGCCCGUCCUCAUCACCUUCCAGCACCGCGAGGUGGAGAACGUGACGAACCCGAGAUGCGUCUUCUGGAGCUUCGACGAUGAGGAGUGGCUGACCGAGGGCUGCUGGCUGAAGGAGACCAACGAAACGCACAGCGUCUGCGCCUGCAACCACCUGACAAACUUCGCUCUCGCCAUGGAUCGCAGGCCGCCCGAGUUCACGUUGACUGAGCAGAAGAUGCAACUGUUCGUCUACGCGUCGUUCGCGACAUGCAUGAUUCUGCUCAUCGCCGCUGGUUUGACUCUGCAAGCCUUCAGGUCCCUGAAGGGCGAGCGGGUGACGAUCCACAAGAACGCGUGCCUGUGCCUGCUGCUGACCGAGGCGCUGCUGGCCAGCGGCCUGGGCGGUCACCCCCAGCGGGUGGUGUGCGGAGUGCUGGCCGGGUUCCUGCACUACUUCUGGCUGGCCGCGUACUUCUGGGCGCUGCUCGAGGGAUUCCAGCUGUACACCGUGCUCCUGGACGUGCUCGGCACCGAGCCACCCUCCUCCAGGCUACGAUGGUACUACCUGCUGGCGUAUGGCGCGCCGGCGGUGAUCGUGUGCGUGUCGGCCGGCAUCAGCCCUUCCAGCUACGGGGCGCUGCCGCCGCUGGGGCCGUCGCUGCUAUCGCGCAAGGCAUGCUGGAUCGACAUGGAGGGACACCAGCUGUGGAGCUUCGUCGGCCCCGCCGCCUUCUGUGCUGCGCUGUGCCUCAUCUUCCUGGCGAUGGUGUUCUGCAAGGCCCACCGGCAUGUCGACCUGCACGCCACCCUCAAGAGCAAGGAGCAGGAGAGGAUAGCCAACACGAGGUCCCUGAGCGCGCACUCUUUGCUGGUGCUGGUGUCUCUGUGCCUGGCCAGCUCGUUCGCUCAGCUCCACGUGUCGCGCGGCUCGCUGGUGCACACGAGCCUCUUCUCCGUCCUCAACGUCCUGCUGGGACUCGCAGUACUCGUAUUCUACUGCCUCAGCAACGACAAGGUGAAGCGUGCCGUGUGCCGGCGCGUGCCUUGGUGCCGUCUGCCGGGUUCCCGGUUGGGCGGCGCCAGCGCUGCCGGGGCCGGCGGAGCAGGCGCCCCCCAGGACCCGGCCUCGGCGGGGCACCACCCGGGCCUCUUCAUGCACGCCAACGGCAUGCUGGUGCCCUAUAGUUCUACCCCGCAAUCUUGGAGCUCUCUGAAGGAGCACGAGUCGUCCGAGGUCACACAAGACGCAAGGAACCAUGCCACACAAGGUCUCCCAUCUAUAGCCACGGUGACGAACAACUACCCCUGUGAAGAGCACCCGUUGCGGAGCUGGAUCUGCAACGCCUGGCCUCCUCCGGCAGCGCAGCAGGCGCCCCCGCCGGACUGCCUGCCUUACACGGCCGCCCAGUGGCCCCCUAACCAUCACAACCCGCGCAGCAACGCCAGCGAUGACGGCUCUUGGAAGCCGCCGGACCCGUAUUCGCGCAACGACCACGUGUACGAGACCAUCGACGAAGACGCCGCCGCGCAGCACCACUCUCAGUCGGGCGACGGCUGGCGCACGCAACCGCAUCAAGUGGGGGCGCGUCACGUCCCCAAGCAGGGUGGUAGCUACCGGUCUCUGGGCCGGGCAGCCAUGCUGAACAGCGUGGUGGCUCCCGCCCCGGACAGGACCAUCCUGGGCUCUCUGACGGCGGCCCUGGCUUCGUCGCCCAGGGCGCGGCACCUGCCCAUCAUCGGAGACUCCUGCCUGAGGCAGCAAGUCGCCUACUCCGGCAUCAAGAGCCCGUCGGACUCUGAGAGGUCUUCGAGUUCGCUCAUGGACGAAGAGAGGACGGAGUCUUCGGCCACACUAGCGCUAGAAGACCGGGGCCGCGGCGUCUGGUCCUCCGAAACCUCGCAGCACGGUUCGGAUGUGUUUGUGCGCGAAGGAGUUGAGCACUUUUAAUCGGACGACAUUAGUAAACUUGGCACGCGUCUUCAUCCGCUACCGUGUGGCUGUGCUCAUCAAAGCUACUUACAGUUUUGGCGGCAGCUAUGGUCGUCGCAAGGGUGUCAAUGAAAAUGCCGCGCGCUUCAAAUACCGCGCUCAUUGUGAGGACUUCUUCGAUGUGCAUUCGCUGAAAGUGCUGUUGUCGCCAGCAUUUUCUGGCAAACGUUGGUAUCACGGAAGUUUGGGUUUACACCGACAUGGCAUGGAAUGUCGCCCACUGUAGGUGACCACCGUCGGCAAGGGAAAAGUGGAACCUCAACUUUCUCGUCGAGAGCUUCUCCAGUGUGCGGGAAUGUGCUUGUUGAUCUUGAAGCGGACAUCUAUGUGUGCGCAUAUAUUUAUUGUAAAAAAAGAAAAAAACAUAGGGAAGCGACACGAGUCAUCCAUGACAUUUAGUAUCGUGCUCAUAGUGGACCCAUUGUCUCCCGCGCAUUUGUUAGGUGGCCUGACGAAGAGUAAAAACAUGUUGUUUGCUCCAGAACUUUGCCAUCGAGACACACCUGCAUAUCAAAGACAUUGCUGCCCCUUUGGUGUAAAAACUGUAGUGACAUGGCUGUUUUCAUGUGGACUGUGCGUGAAUAUCUGUGUUUGACAUUUCUUCUCUGCUGCACAAUUCUUGUGUGCCAGUUUUCCAUGUGCGUCGAGCGUCAUUGAUAUCAGUGGAGCCAUCUAUUUCACGUGUCGCAGGUUACGUUCUCGUGGCAAUGUUGUCGUGUAAGUCUGCGUGAUUAUCUCUCAGUGCAUAUUUGCUGUGUCACUUGUCGCCAGGAUUCUCGACGCAUCUGGAAAUCGAGCUUAUGCCACGCGUCGUAAGUAACACAAACGUGGUGGGGCUGCUCUGUCAAGAUCUUGUGCUGCUACUCCCAUCUGCCCUUCCAUGCAGAAAUUAUGCGACCCUACAAAGAUUCUGGCAUAACAUCUUCAUCAAUCGCUCUUAAAGGGACACUAAAGAGAAAAAAAUACAGUAUUUGAGGUGUGCUAGUAAAUUACCCUUCCACAAUACCAAAACAGGCACUCUUAUUACUGCCAGACGACGUCAGAAAAUAUGCAAAAAAAAAAACGUAUAACUGGUGGGUGACCAACUGUCCCUGAUGUCACGGAUUUCGGCACUGUCUCCUUGCGUCUAGUUUUUAUUGGUAAAAAUUGAACUACAUUGUGCUCGACAUUAGCCAAUGAGUGAACUUAGGAAGUUUCCAGAACUUUCACUUAACCACGAUGGCCGAAAUGUGAUAAAAUACUUUGUCAUCCCUGACGUCAACAGUAACGUACUGGCCCUGUGGUUUAGCGCGAAAAAAAUUUUUGACCGCGAUUUUUCGCUUCUAAUAAUCAACCUAUUACCGCGAAAUCAACGAAAGUGCAGUUCUUCAAGAAUACUUUAUUAAUCUAAGCGGAUUCAGUGUUUGGUUUCUCUUCAGUGUCUCUUUAAAUAUCUCUCGGUUCUCUUUCUAAACCUCGAAGAAAUGUGAAAAUCAAUUUCGGCAUUAUCUUUACUGCGAAUUCUGUGCACUGGCUGCUCAGGUUUAGUGUUAGAUCAGACACUGUGUAUCGUGACGAUGAUUCGUACUUGCUAAUAAUGCAUGGAACAGCACACACCAUGGGCUUACUGUGUUGCCUACGGGGCGUCGCAGAAACACUGCCCGCCGAGCGGCUGUAAUGUACCAUAUCAAAACUGGCAGUUUGUUCGGCCUCAAAUUCAACCUGCUUGCAGAGGCAAGAAGUGCUCAUUAUACUGUUCGUGUGGUCAGCACCGUGACACUUGUGUGCGCCGGAUGGUGCGCCGAAGAAUUUCCAUUUUUGUAAGUGUAAUAACUAUAGGUGUAACCUUUCUGGCACUGAAUGUGCCGAGUCGCGGGAGGAGUGAGUGGUUAGCUGACUGGUGCGCUUCCUCGCGUGUUCUUGGAGUGCGUACAUGCGUUUUUUUUUUUUUAAGGAGAUCGUUCUCUUUAUGUUUUUUUUAUGUAUUUAAAACUUCACGCGCACUGGCAUUCUUAAGAGGGCGCAGUAUUCGUGAUAUUUUCGCUAUGGUUAUGAUGAUCCUUGAGACUUUUAGUCACAGUUUGCUUUUUUCUUACCUUGAUUAUCACGAUCUUUUACAGAAACUUGCAGUUGUAUGUGCAGGAAAAAAAGCUAUUCGCCGGAAAUUAUCAGGCACAGUCGCAGCGUGAAACUCAAUUCUUGGUUGCAUAGGGAUUAAGUUGUUGCCAAAUGCAGGAGCACAUUUCUUAUUGUGCGAAUGCAAGAGGUGGGAACAAAAAUAGAUCAAUUGAAGGACGUUUUCAGGUGAUUCAGCUUGACAGCGGCAGUUUAACAUGUAGCCGCGAUAGCAGGACUACCCGCCGGGGUGGCUCAGUCAGCUAAGGCGUUGCGCUGCUGAGCACGAGGUCGCGGGAUCGAAUCCCGGCCCCGGUGGCCGCAUUUCGAUGGAGGCGAAAUGCAAAAACGCCCGUGUGCUUGCGUUGUAGUGCACGUUGUAGUGCAAGAACCCCAGGUGGUCAAAAUUAAUCCGGAGCCUUCCACUACGGCGUGCCUCAUAAUCAGAACGGGUUUUGGCACGUAAAGCCCCAGAAAGAAGAAGAAUUGCGAUAGCAGGAAUGCACCAGCUGUGGAUUUAAGAAUCUAUAAUAGUCGCACGCAAGUAUCGCGCAUUCAGGUGCGCUUGAAACAUCUUAGUGUUAUGGCCAAAUAUAUGGAAAUCUGCUGGCGAGUCUCAGGAUGCAAUACUCAUGUCGAUAAUUUCAUCAUGCUGCGCCCUCCUUAGGUGAGACCGACGCUCCGCUCGAAGUCGCUAGUCAAGUGUAUCUACCCAGUUUUAAAACUCGCGAAAGCAAGCUACAGCCUUUUCUUUUCAUCAAAUAAAAUGCGUGAAACGCAGGACGUUUUUUUACGUCGAGGCGUGACCCUCAAGGAAUGUUUUCCUCAUCGGACGAGUCAUUUUAGUUUCGAUGAGCCUUUGAUGGUCUAUACGUGCUCUUGACGCCUCAGUACGAGUCAGAAGUGCUUUUGUACAUUGAAUUCAAUACUCGAUUGCCGGGAUAUUUCACUCGACGCAGCCGCGAGUCUUUCGAGGCAAAUAUUCAGGGUCAAUCUCUCGAAGUUGUCGAAGUGGUUGUUCCGGUCAAAAUGGUGUCUGUAAGAGUAAGAGCUUUAAUGAUAUCGGUGGCUCUACCGGCAAUGCUGAUAAGAUUGCUACACUGCUCAUACCGGACUCAGCCUUUUGGAUGUUCGUGUAUUUGUAUCUGCCUGGUGCCAGAUCGCGAAACGUCACGCAUUAACUGCGUGGAGAAACUGCAGUUUCAAACAUUCUCUUCGGUGACCUCGUAGAACGUGAAACGAACGUUUCACGAUCACAUUCGCUGCUGCUUAAUGGAUGUAGAAAUUUUGUUUACCUGGUGGAACGAUUUUGUUGCACGUGAGAAGAAAAUAAAAUGUUAGCAUUUGCUAAUUCAACCUAACAACUUCUGAUUUGGUCGCAGGUGUCUAGAAGUAAAAUUUGGUUAGACUUUUUCCUCAUAUUUUAAAUGGUUAUGCGUAAAUCAUCGAAGUUCACGAAUAACCUACUUGAACUCAAUAGAAAGCCGCCACUUCGGUUAAACUUGGCUGGAACUACCAGCCCACACACUACCGCGGAGUUCUCUUUUUCACUGGCUUAAGAAAGGCAGAAGUCUUUCCAAGAUUGUGCCAAUAUAGGUUGGUCACUUAUAUUGUGUAGAAGUCAUCAUCGAACGAAACAUUUAGAAGCAGCCGGCCACGCCCUUGUGGCCAAGCAGUUAUAUAUAUUCUUUUCAUCGCGACUCCUUUCUCUGUGUGUUUGAUAUCUUAAUUGCGCUAGCUUUGGAAAACUCGCAAAGAAAACUCUCGGAAGAAGCAAAAGACCGUGAACUUUGGCAACGGCAGCGCUUUUAAUUGUGCUGUUGCACAACUAAUUAACGAAAAAAAGCGAAUAAUUUAUUCUUUUAUUGUUAGCUAAUCAUUGGGUACUUGGUGUCAUAUAAACACUUGUGAUAAGCAUCCCUCACGAAGGUUAGGGAUCAACACAUGCCUAUUAACUUCGAAAGUUUUUUUCUGCGGCCUUUUCGUGGCAUACUGGUUCCGUCGAAGCCUAUGUUUCUCUUGAUACGACGAUUCACUUUGCCACGGCAUGUCUUUUCCCCCCUCGAAACUGUGUAUUCUGCCUGGUUAUAUGCGAGUGAAAAACCGAGGCAUCCUCUCCAUCAAAGUUCUUACUUUUUUACGCUGUUUUUAUUGAGUUUGUAUCAAUGAACGAUUUUAACACGAAGUAAAAUUUUAUGCUGUGUUUUUUUUUAUUGCAUAGUUUCUUGAGGAGACGUACGAAACAAUAAAGAGAGACCCCUUUGUGAUCCCUUCCUUUACGACGGAGCUGGAGGCGUCGCUUGCACUCACAGUGGUUUUUAAUGUGCGCGCGUGCGUGUAUGUGUAUCUGUGUACCUCUUGUUACGCGGUGUGAGGUGUAUUGUUGUUCUCUGCGGUGUAUGUUUGUUUGUUUUCUUCUCGAAUGUUACGAUGGAAUUGAUUUACAAGCUUAGAUAAUUAAGUAAAUAAAAGCAAAGCCAAAACGCU
Messenger RNA from Dermacentor silvarum, 9023 nucleotides. RefSeq names its product adhesion G protein-coupled receptor L1-like. Bases 456 to 4400 code for a protein of 1314 amino acids. Gene Ontology annotation, cellular component: membrane. NCBI's taxonomy places the organism in Eukaryota, Metazoa, Arthropoda, Arachnida, Ixodida, Ixodidae. The transcript is spliced from 24 exons. The record is from RefSeq and is a predicted model, not a curated record. Gene Ontology annotation, molecular function: G protein-coupled receptor activity; carbohydrate binding. Gene Ontology annotation, biological process: cell surface receptor signaling pathway; adenylate cyclase-activating G protein-coupled receptor signaling pathway.